AUGAAUUCCAUUGGGCAUCACCCGGGUUCCCGCUGUGGAGAGGAUCCACUUCCCGGCCCCCACGUCUCGAUCGAACCAAUUGCCGUGUCGAUCCUUUUUAAAGUUUACAAGGGUCCCGUCAGCAAGAGGCUACAAAUUACGGGGUUCGUUCUAAGGGACUUUUCCGAUCGCUUAUCCUCCGCUAUUCCGGCACGCGUCCAAACAGACGACACCAAAUUUCGCGAAGAAAACAUAUUGAGGUUUACGGUCAAGACCAAAUUACCACAGCCUUGA
Messenger RNA from Penicillium roqueforti, 273 nucleotides. RefSeq lists its product as uncharacterized. The record is from RefSeq and is a predicted model, not a curated record. NCBI's taxonomy places the organism in Eukaryota, Fungi, Ascomycota, Eurotiomycetes, Eurotiales, Aspergillaceae. The coding region runs from base 1 to 273 and encodes 90 amino acids. The transcript has 4 exons.